UUCAGCUAUUCAAGUCGACAAAAGACCUGUGUUGUGCGGUUGCGGAGAAGACAACGAUUCGAGAAGCGUGUGACUUGCGUUGGGCUGUGUAACCUAGAAGUAAACCUGGUGUGUGUGCGUUGUAAGUGCUUUUUUGUAGUUAAAGAAAAAAUCUGUGUGAUCAUUGUGUCGAUCAAGAUGUUCUGUGUGAACAAAAGGGGUGUUUUGAGUAGUGAAUGGCAGGCUUACAAAUAAUAGGGUUUCUGGUAGGAAGGUGAUAAUUACGCAAGGCCACUAGUGGAAUAAUUAUUGAGAGAAUAAUCAAAGCAAAGAGGGUAUUCGCAAGUAGAUCAGCAAAAUAUUUCUUGCAGCAAGUAGCAGCAUGUUCGGGUAGUUUCGGGCAAAAUUUCGGGCCUGAAUCGGUAACGAAUUAGUACCGUGUUGUAGUGGAAUGGGGCUGCUAAAGGCGAGUGCGUAAGAAACCAAACCUGUGUGGUUCGUUGCAAGAAGCAAGAUUAGCAAGAGGAAAGUUUCGGAUGGCAAGAAAAGCGAGAAUGAAUGCGACCCAGAAGCGAGCAAGUAGCAAGAACGAGGAUCAAGAUUAAGGGGGUGAAUGUUGGAAUUAAUCUUGAUGUUACGGGUUUUGUUCACAUGUCGCCGGUUCACAAAUACGGGUUCGCGAAGGUCGCGGGUCAAUAGUGCAAAUGAAUCAGGGGUAAAAGAGUCAAAGUUUGCAUUUUAAGGUUAAAAUAUUAAAGUGUCAUGUGUGUGAUUAAUUUGAGCACAUGCAAAAUACAAAGUUGUGAACGUUGCAUGACAGUCAAUGAUCACCGAGUAAAGUGGGAGAUAAAGAGCUAGUUUGUGGGUGAUUCAUGGGAUGGUGGACUAAGCUUUUUUAGCAUGUGGUUGUUUAUUUGUUCUUAUAAAUAGGAUAGAGUUUGCUUUCAAUUGUACCCCUUUUUAUUAUCGAAUAAAAGCAGUAAACAUAUUUGUGAGUUUUGUGAGUAUAAAGUUUGGGGCCUGAACCAACAAAAAGAAUGAAGUUAGCCGCGAAAGAGAUGGAUGAUAUAAUUGAACGUUGGUUAAAGGAGCACAAGGAAAGGAGAGAGUCAAAUGAGGUGAAACAAGACUUCAUGGAUAUAUUGAUUUCCAUAGUUGAAGGUGCUUCUAAAGAUGAGUUUCCAGGCUAUGACCGUGACACAGUCAUCAGAUCAACGAGUCUAGUAAUGAUCACAGCAGGCUUUGAUUCAACGGCUGUAACUUUAACAUGGGCUAUAGUUUUGCUGCUCAACAACCCAGAAACACUAAAACGUGCCCAAGAGGAACUCGAUCUCCAUGUUGGAAGAAAGAGACUGGUGGACGAAUCAGACAUCAAAAAUUUAGUCUACCUACAAGCUAUUGUCAAAGAGACUUUACGUUUAUACCCACCUGCACCAAUCUCACUUCUUCAUGAGUCAACAGAUGACUGCAUUGUUGGUGGCUACACGGUCCCAAAGGGCACCAUCUUUAUAGCAAAUCUAUGGAAAUUACAUCAUGAUCCGGAUGUUUGGUCAGAUCCAUUCCAGUUUCGACCCGAGAGGUUCCUGACAGACAAAAAGGGUAUUGACGUUAAGGGCCAACAUUAUGAAUUGCUUCCAUUUGGUAGUGGUCGACGAAUGUGCCCGGGUGUUUCUUUUGCACUCCCAUCUGUGCAUUUAACAUUAGCUAGUUUGAUUCAAGGAUUUGAGCUAGCUAAAUCAUCCAACGGGCCGGUUGAUACAAGUGAGAUCUUCCGACUGAGCUACCAUAAAGCAACUCCACUUGAAGUCUUGCUUAGCCCUCGGUUAUCCAGUGAUAUGUACCAUGUUGAUGCAUGAAACAUCACCCCUAAAAGUCCUAAUAUUUAAACUAGUCAAUCGCUCCACGAAUAAGUUAUAGUAUAGGUGAGAAACACAUAACCCAAAUAAGUGAGCUCUUCGUACGGUUGUUCUUGUCAAAGUGGAAAAGUAUCAGCUUGUUUAUGUGAUGCAAUUAAAACAACAUGGAUUUUGUCAAAGUGGAAAAGUAUAAGCUUGUUUUUGUCAAAGUGGAAAAGUAUAACCUCUA
Molecule: messenger RNA, 2064 nt
Organism: Helianthus annuus (common sunflower)
Lineage: Eukaryota; Viridiplantae; Streptophyta; Magnoliopsida; Asterales; Asteraceae
Product: cytochrome P450 82A3
Exons: 2
Coding region: 1017-1835 (272 amino acids)
Biological process (GO): defense response to other organism
Molecular function (GO): heme binding; oxidoreductase activity, acting on paired donors, with incorporation or reduction of molecular oxygen; monooxygenase activity
Source: RefSeq, a predicted model, not a curated record